Messenger RNA from Calypte anna (Anna's hummingbird), 3847 nucleotides. It is a transcript of the gene NEFH, whose product is annotated as neurofilament heavy. The transcript has 4 exons. Lineage: Eukaryota; Metazoa; Chordata; Aves; Apodiformes; Trochilidae. Gene Ontology annotation, cellular component: neurofilament; axon. Gene Ontology annotation, biological process: axon development. Gene Ontology annotation, molecular function: structural constituent of postsynaptic intermediate filament cytoskeleton. The coding region runs from base 1023 to 3356 and encodes 777 amino acids. The record is from RefSeq and is a predicted model, not a curated record.
CCCGCUCUCCUUCACCUCAGGGUGGGGCCCUGGGGGGUCUUGGAACCCUUCCCAGGGGGUCCCGCUUCCCUCACGGGGGGUUCUGAACUCUAUUCCCGAGGGUCCUCGCUCCCUUCCUGAGGGUCCCACUCUGCCCUGGCGGUCCCGCUCCCCUCCCAGGGGGUCCUCACUCCCUUUUCGGGUGAUCCCUGUUCCCCACCACAGCUCCCUGCUCCCUUCCCACCCAUCCCACCGCCUGGGGUCCCGCUCCAUCCUGGGGGGUCCCAUUCCCCUCCCAGGGGAUUCGGGGUGGUCUCUGCUCCCUUCCCAUUGGUUCCAUUCCCUAUUCCCGGGGGUCUCGCUCUCUGUCCGGGGGUCCCAGCUUCCUUCAGAGGUUUCCCCCUCCCUACCCAUUCUCUGCCCUCGGGGAUCCCGUUCCCUUCCCAGGGGUCCCACGUUGUAUUCUCAGGGGUCUCAGUCCACCCGGGGGGCUGCUACCUCCCUGGGGGUCCCACUCUGUGCCUGGGGGGGGGAUCCAUGCUCCCUUUGGGGAACUCAACCUUCAUUUUCUUCGGGAUACUCGCUUUGCCCUCAGGGGGUCCCUUCUCCCUUCCCGGAGGGAGAUCCCCGCUCCUGUCUUGGGGGUCCUGUCCCCCUCCAGAGAGUCCCAUUCCCAUUCCGGGGGUCCCAUUCCCUCCCCAGGAGCCCCGACUCCUUCUGGGGCUCCCGUUCCCCUCCCGGGGGUCUCAUUCGCUCCCCGGGGGUCUCAUUCCCUUCCCGGGGGUCCAGCUCCGUUCUGGGGGUCCCAUUCCCCUCCCGGGGAGACCCCACUCCCCCUCCCGGCUCCCCGCUCUCCUCUCUGGGUGUGUCCGGGGGUCCCCCCGUACCCUCGGCGCUGCGGUUGCAGGGCGGGGCGGUGCCGGUACCGGUGACCAUCCCCGUUUCCUCCGGCGGGGCGGAGCGGAGCGGUCACCCCGAGCCCUAUAAAGGGGGCGGCGGCAGCGGCAGCAGCAGCGGUGCCGCAGCGCGGGCGGGGGUCGGCAAUGAGCCUGAUGCUGGAAACGCUGCUGGGCCCCCCGGGGGGGCUCCGCAAGGACCCGGGCCGCCUUCCCCCGCGCUCCGCCACCUCCAGCGGCUUCCACUCGUGGCCGGGCCCGGUAGCUGGGAGAGCUCGGGGUGGGUUGGGGAUCGGCGGCGGCGGAGGAGGAGGAGGAGGGGGGGGCGGCAGCGCUGCCGCUUCCUCCACCGAAAGCCUGGACUCGCUGAACGGAGAACCGCGGGCGCGGAACGAGAAGGAGCUCUUGCAGGUGCUGAACGAUCGCUUCGCCGGUUACAUCGAACGGGUCCGGGCUCUGGAGCAGCAGAACAGGGCGCUGGCGGCGGAGGCGGCGGCCCUGCGGCAGCAGCAGGCGGGACGCUCAGCGAUGGGCGAGCUGUACGCCCGGGAGCUGCGUGAUAUGCGGGGUACGGUCCUGCGGUUGGGAGCCGAGAAGGGGCAGCUGAGGCUGGAACGGGCGCGCUUAACCGAGGACGUGGCCAUCCUGCGGGGCCGGUUGGAGGAGGAGGCCCGGCAGCGAACGGAGCUGGAAGCGGCGGCCCGGGGCUUGGCUCAGCUCUCAGCUCAAGAAGAACGGGCUCGGGGGCCGCUGGAGGAGCGGGCCCGGGCUCUGCGAGAAGAAGCGGAGCUGCUGCGGAGGCAGCAUCGGGCGGAAGUGGGAGCUUUGCUGCGGGGAGCCCGCCCAGAGCCCCUCGGGGAACCCCCCGCAGCUCUCCGCCCCGGAGUCACGGCUGCUCUCCGGGACCUUCGUGCCCAGCUGGAAGGCACGGCGGCCCGUAGCACCCAGCAGGCCGAGGAGUGGUUCCGAGUGAGGCUGGACAAGCUCUCGGAGGUGGCCAAGGUGAACACAGAUGCCAUGCGCCUGGCCCAGGAGGAGAUCUGCGAGUACCGCCGGCAGCUCCAGGCCAAGAGCACCGAGCUGGAAGCUCUGAAAGGGACCCAGGAGUCACUGGAGAGGCAGCGGCAGGACUCGGAGGAACGCCACCAGGCAGAUGUCCUCUCCUAUCAGGAAACCAUCCAGCAGCUUGACAAUGAGCUGAGGAACACCAAGUGGGAGAUGGCAGCUCAGCUCCGGGAGUACCAGGAUCUGCUCAACGUCAAAAUGGCCCUGGACAUCGAGAUUGCUGCCUAUAGGAAACUCUUGGAAGGGGAGGAAUAUCGGAUUGAGUCUGGCUUUGGGAUGAUCUCCUUCCCCGAGGUGGUCCCCAAGGUUCCCAUCAAGGUGAAGAGUGAGGAGAAGAUCAGGGUGGUGGAAAAAUCUGAGAAAGAGACAGUGAUAGUGGAGGAGCAGACAGAGGAAAUCCAGGUGACUGAGGAGGUCACUGAGGAGGAUGAGGCUGAGAAAGAGGAGGAAGCUGAAGAGGAAGAGGAGGAAGCUGAAAAGGAGGAGGAGGAAGAGGAGAAAGCUGAAGCAGAGGAUGAAAAGGAGGCCAAGUCUCCUGCAAAAGAGGCCAAGUCCCCAGAGAAACCUGAGUCCCCCUCAAAGGAGGAGGCCAGGACCCCAGCUGUGAAGUCCCCAGAGAAACCUGCACCUCCCUCAAAGGAGGAGGCCAAAACCCCAAGUGUGAAGUCCCCAGAAAAACCCCCGACCCCCUCGAAGGAGGAGGCCAAGACCCCAGCUGUCAAAUCCCCUGAAAAGCCCCCAAUUCCUUCAAAGGAGGAGGCCAAGACUCCAGUGGUGAAGUCCCCAGAGAAACCCUCAACCCCCUUGAAAGAAGAGGCCAAGACCCCAUCUGUGAAGUCCCCUGAGAAAGUCAAGGAAGAGGCCAAGGGCCCCCAGGAGGAAGUGGCCCCAGGCAAGGAGGUCCCCCCCUCCCCUCUGAAGGAGCCAAAAGCCCCUCCAAAGGAAGAGCAGCCCAAGGAAGUGAAGGCUCCCUCCAAGCCUGGAGCUGAGGAGGGCAGGAAAGAGGAAGAUCCCAAGAAGGAUAUCCCAGCCCAGGUGGAGGAGAAACCCAAAGAGAAGGUGGAACCUGUGGCAGAAGGGAAGGAGACCCCUAAGCCAGGCCCCAAACCUGUGGCAGAAGGAAAAGCUGAGGAAGCUCCACCAAAACCUCAGCUGGAGGUUGGCAAGGAGGCUGAGAAGCCAAAGGCCAAGGAGAAGGUGGAGGAGCCCAAGAAGGAGAAGGUGGAGGAGCCCAAGAAGGAGAAGGUGGAGGAGCCCAAGAAGGAGAAGGUGGAGGAGCCCAAGAAGGAGAAGGUGGAGGAACCCAAAGCUAAAGCAAAACCCAAAGAUGAACCCAAGGCCAGUAAGGAGCCCCUCAAGGCUGAGGCUCCCUCCAGCAAGGAGGGCAAAGCCCCAGUGCCCACUGGGAAGAAGUGAGGGGGGGGUUCCUGGGUGCUGAAGAACCCCCCCGGGGGGUGGGAGCUGCUAGGUUCCCCCCAGGGCAGGGCUCUACCUUAGCAAUAGGUGGGGGCAGAGCUGCAGAACAUGCCCCACGCUGAACACCACAGUUAAACACUUGAAUUCUACCCGAGGGGAGCCCCCCCUGCCCCCUGGGGGACCCGCUCCCCCUCUUCUUCUCCAAUAAGUGCAUUUAUUUCAUGUAUGUGCAAAGGAAGGAUGAGUGCAAUGCAGAGCUCUUGCUGCUUGGGAUGGGGGCUGGAGGGUUUAUCCCUGACCUGGGGGUGGGGGACACAAUUGCCCCCUCCCAGGGGUGACACAGGCUGCACCUGGAGUGACACUCAGGCACACAGAGCACCAGGAACCUCAGCCCACUGUUAUUUGCUUUCUGUGCAAUAACCAAAUAAAGUGGUUACAGAGACCCCCCCUGGCUCUGCUGCCUUUUGAUUUUUUUUUUUUUUUUGGUGGGG